Messenger RNA from Bufo bufo (common toad), 2963 nucleotides. RefSeq names its product TRPM8 channel-associated factor homolog. The coding region runs from base 1 to 2733 and encodes 910 amino acids. Lineage: Eukaryota; Metazoa; Chordata; Amphibia; Anura; Bufonidae. The transcript has 7 exons. The record is from RefSeq and is a predicted model, not a curated record.
AUGCUUACUUAUUAUCUUUACAGUUAUCAAGAAAUCAUGUUGGCUAAUGAAGAUUAUGCCUCACUUACCAAAGGCAUCCAGAAUCUGAAUUUUACAGGAGACAGUAUUCCUUGUAGGCUUCUUCUUACUGGUGACACAGCAUUCCCAGUGCUGGAGACUCCUGCAAAGAAUGCUCUCAUUGCUGCAUCCAGAUACGGCAAGGGCCGCUUGAUUGUCAUGAGUCAUGAAUCAUAUUUGAAUGAGCCACAAUUUAAGGAUUUUCUGCAGAAUGCGAUAUCCUGGUUGAAACCAUCCUCAGAAGCAGUAAUUGGCAUCGAAAACAGCCUAGGUCUCCUGGCAGACACUCUAUCUAUCUCUGGACAUAAAAUUGACACGACCUCUGGCUUUAAGGAAGAUUUGGGAGUGUUCUGCAUGACACAAUAUAAUGAAAGCCAAUUAUCAGAAAUUGUCUCAUUUUUGAGGGAAGGUGGCGGUCUCCUUAUUGGAGCUCAAGCCUGCCAUUGGUCUGAAUGCCACCCAGAAUUAAACGUUUUCUUCGAUUUUCCUGGAAACAAAAUAACAUCUGUAGCUGGAGUCUAUUUCACUAAUAAGACUGGAGAAAAUGGGAUUUUCCCAGUGAGUGAGAAACCAACACCAUUUCCGUCUUUUGAUGAUGUGGACUUCUCCAUGGACCUAAAACAGCUCUUCAAUGGAGUAUCCAGUCUGGAUAUUAGUGGGAGUGCUGUUGCUUCUGAACUCCUGCUACAUGGACCGUUGACUUUUCCACUUGGACUGACAAGCAGCCACCAGUGUUUUUUUGCUGCUGCAUACUAUGGCAGAGGACGUGUUGUAGUGGGGUCACAUGAAGGCUUCCUUACAAAACUAAAGCUGAAGUCUUUUAUCCUAAAUGCCAUUUCAUGGCUGGAUGCAGGAAGAAAUGGGAGGAUUGCUGUUAACAAGGCAAUGCGAGGCCUGAUUCCCAUACUACAGGCUGAGGGUAUCUUGUGUGCGACUUCCAACGUGAGUUCUGAAUUCAGCAUUUAUUGUUGCAAUUCUUAUGGUGAUGCAGAAGUAGACGAAAUCCAUCAGUUUGUUGCAGAAGGAGGAAGUCUUCUUAUUGCUGGACAUGCCUGGUACUGGUCAUACUCCCAUUCAGACGUUCCUUCUCAGUAUCCAGGAAACAAAAUCCUUAAUAGAUUUGGGAUAAGCAUUCUGGAAAGAACCAUACAAAAUGGCAAUUAUAAAGUUCCUGAGUCUACUACUAACGCAUAUCAUUUUCUCAGAUCAGUGUGUCAGUUUCUGAGAGACUUGAAAAAUGGAGUGGAGAUCAAACCCCCUCUAAGCUCCUGGUUAUCAGAGCUCAAUCAAGAUGUCUGUAGCUAUCUGAAGUUGCCUGCCACGCCUCUUAGGGUGUCCCUAUGGCAAGAACUUUCAUAUCUGGUACAAAAAUUUAAUUUACCCGAAGUUAGUAAAGAGAAUCCAGUGAAAAACCAAUCCAAAGAGGCUUUUCUAAUGUGUUUGGCUCAAGAAGUCAACUGCCUAUAUGACUCAGUUCAAGAGGACACAGGAGAGCUUGAUGUUCAAGGAGAACCCACACAUAUAGAUAUUGAUGGCACAACUCCUGAUGGUGAUUCAUGGAGAAGUACAGGGCUAUACUUGCCUCCUAACAAAAAAGCAACACUUGUAUUUCCAGCCUCAGCUGCAGGGAAGGGCCUCCAGGUACAAGUUGGCUGUCAGUGUGAUAACCUGAGCGGAGCAUCACAGUUGUGUCGUGCUCCGGUGGUUGUACAUAGAAAGAAUGUUGUUCACGAGAAGGUUGUGAUAUCCUGUGUCUGGGGAGGACUUCUUUACGUUAUUGUAAAUGGGAAGAGUCAACUAGGAAAUGUUCCAGUUACAAUCUAUGGGGCAGAACCAGCUCCAACAUUUAUAAAUGGACAAACUAAGGUUUCUUCGUGGUUGGAUACAUUACGCACCUCAACAUCUCCUUGGGCUGAGCUUAUUACAGAGAAUAUUAUCCUGACUGUCCCUACUGAUGCAGUCCGCUCACUAGAGGAUCCUGAAUCGCUUAUGUCUUUAUGGGAUAACAUCAUGUCAACAGUAGCUGAUCUGGCAUCUGUCCCAAAGAAACUGCCUCGUCCAGAAAGAAUUGUGGCCGAUGUUCAGAUCUCAGCAGGUUUUAUGCAUUCUGGAUACCCAAUAAUGUGCCAUGUGCCAACAGCACCUUCUUUAGUAAGUGUUACAUCAUUGAAGAAAGGCAUGUGGGGGGCUGCACAUGAGCUUGGCCACAACCAGCAGAGAGGUGUUUGGGAAUUCCCUCCUCACACCACAGAAGCCACCUGUAACCUGUGGUCAGUAUAUGUGCAUGAAACCGUACUGGGGAUCCCAAGGGAUAACGCUCAUCCUAGUCUCAAGCCAGGAGACAGAGAAAAAAGAAUCAAGCAGUAUCUGAAGAAUGGAGCCAACCUUGAUGAGUGGAACGUGUGGACAGCGCUUGAGACUUAUCUUCAGCUACAAGAGGGCUUUGGCUGGGGUCCCUUCAAGCAAGUUUUCUCAGAGUAUCAGACCAUGUCCAAUGUCAGUAAUGUCAAGAAUGUUAAGAUGAAUCUUUGGGCAGAGAAGUUUUCCCAAGCAGUCAAUAAGAACCUGGCUCCAUUCUUCAAAGCCUGGGGAUGGCCCAUUGAUGAUGCUACCACCGAAAAAUUAUCCGUAUUAAGUGAAUGGGAAGAGAAUCCAAUGAAUAAAUAUGUCAGCUAAAUUUCAUAAAAGAAAUAUAUAAAAUGAUCCUUCUAUAUUAAUAUGCUUUCGGUGGCUUAAGAGGAAUGCAUUAUAGGCUCAAAAGUGUUAAAGGAAAAUAUAAAAAUCACAUCAUAAUAAUAUUCUGCAACAGAGCCUGUUAGAUUAUCAUCUGAAUAUGGAAAACGAAUAGAAUAUAAUCAUGUGCAAUGCAUGCAUUGUUCAAUAAAUAAUUCAGAUUCCUGAUCCAA